This is a messenger RNA of Nezara viridula (southern green stink bug), 2796 nucleotides long. Lineage: Eukaryota; Metazoa; Arthropoda; Insecta; Hemiptera; Pentatomidae. The record is from the annotation of a GenBank genome assembly.
AUGUGCUGGUUAUUUCUGUUCUUGUUAUUGGAGCAUGCUCUAUCACAAACCCUUCAGACCAUCAACAUAAUGUUUAUAAAUGAGGCAAAGAACCAAUUAGCGGAGAAGAGUUUUGAUGUAGUCCUGAAUUACUUAAAGAAGAAUCCCAAGCUUGGUGUUAAAGUGGAGGCAGUCGUACGAGUGACUAUAUCAGGAACGGACGCCAAGGCUAUUCUUGAGUCGAUAUGUGAAUCCUAUAACGGUACUGUUAUGGAUGGAAAACCACCUCAUAUUGUAUUGGACUCGACAAUGGAUAGUAUUCCUUCUGAAGCUGUCAAAACGUUCACUGAUGCUCUGGCUUUACCUACUAUCAGUUCAUCUUUUGGGCAAGAAGGAGAUCUCAGGCAAUGGAAAACUUUAGAUAAUGAAAAACAGAAAUAUUUAAUUCAGAUAAAUCCUCCCGCUGAUAUUAUUCCAGAAAUUGUCAAAAGUAUAGUACAACUUCAGAACAUUACAAAUGCUGGAAUCCUUUAUGAUGAUUCUUUUGUGAUGGAAUACAAAUAUAAAUCACUUCUUAUUAACAUGGCCACAAGGCACAUUAUCGUCCAUGUAAAUAAUGCAGAAAAUAUUGUAAAACAGCUGACAAGAUUCAGAGACCUAGACAUUGUCAAUUUUUUCAUUCUUGGAGGAUUACCAACAAUUAAAAUUGCUCUUGAUACUGCGAGUACGAAGCAAUAUUUCGGGAAGAAAUUUGCUUGGCAUAUAAUUACUCAGGAUAAGGGGCAGCUAUCAUGCUCCUGCAGCAAUGCGACAAUACUCUACGUUAAACCUGAACCCGAGCCUGGUAUGAAAGAGAGGCUCGACGGUUUAAGGAAUUCUUUUAAUCUUGUCGAGGAACCAGAAAUCACAUCAGCAUUUUAUUUUGAUUUCUUUCUACACUCCAUCUUAGCAGUAAAAAAUCUGCUAGAUAAGGAUGACUGGCCAAAAGAUUUCAACUAUACUCUUUGCGACGAUUAUAGAGCGGAUAGAGAGAUAAUCAGGAAAGACAUAGAUUUAAUGAAAAACCUAAAAACGGUAAACGAACCCUAUUCGUAUGCUCCAUUUUUAUUAGAAAGGAAUGGAAACAGUUUUCCUGAAUUUGUCAUGAAGCUGGAAAAAGUAACAAUUGUAAAUUCACAAUCUGAAAGCGCAGAAAGUAUGGGCACAUGGAAAGCAGGAUUGAAUUCACCAAUAAUUCUAAAAGAUGCUACAGCUAUGAAUAAUUUUUCAGCAGUUACAGUUUACAGGGUUGUUACGGUUAAGCAAAAACCAUUUGUUAUCGAAUAUGAAGAAGAAGGAAAGAAAAAAUAUAAGGGAUAUUGCAUUGAUCUAAUAGAUGAAAUAAAAAAGUUGGUCGGAUUCGAUUAUGAAAUAUAUGUAGCACCUGACAACCAAUUCGGUAAUAUGGAUGAUAAUGGAAAUUGGAACGGAAUGAUAAAAGAACUUGUAGACAAGAGAGCAGAGAUUGCCUUGGGCUCGCUGGCGGUGAUGGCUGAACGAGAAAAUGUUAUAGAUUUCACUGUCCCCUAUUACGACCUAGUCGGGAUAACAAUUUUAAUGAAGAAGCAAACAACGGCGACAUCUCUUUUCAAAUUUCUUACAGUACUUGAAAACGAUGUCUGGCUUUGUAUAUUAGCUGCAUACUUUUUUACAAGUUUUCUCAUGUGGGUAUUUGAUAGGUGGUCUCCUUACAGCUACCAAAACAACAGGGAAAAAUACAAAGAUGAUGAGGAAAAAAGGGAAUUCAAUUUAAAAGAAUGUUUGUGGUUUUGUAUGACCUCACUCACUCCACAGGGUGGAGGGGAGGCUCCAAAGAACUUGAGUGGAAGACUUGUAGCGGCUACCUGGUGGUUAUUUGGUUUUAUAAUUAUAGCUUCAUAUACUGCAAAUUUAGCCGCAUUCCUUACAGUUUCAAGACUCGAUCAACCGAUUGAAUCACUCGACGAUCUUGCAAAGCAAUAUAAAAUUCAAUAUGCUCCACUCAAUGGCUCGGUAGCCAUGACUUAUUUUCAAAGGAUGGCUAAUAUUGAGAAAAGAUUCUACGAGAUAUGGAAAGAUAUGUCUCUGAAUGACAGUCUCAGUGAAGUCGAGCGGGCUAAACUUGCAGUUUGGGAUUAUCCGGUAAGUGACAAAUAUACCAAAAUGUGGCAAGCUAUGAAAGAAGCAAAGCUGCCAAACACGUUAGAAGAAGCUCUGGAUCGUGUCAGGAAUUCUAAGUCUUCUUCAGAAGGAUUUGCAUUUCUUGGUGAUGCAACUGAUAUAAGAUACCAGCAACUGGUAAAUUGUGAAUUCCAAAUGGUUGGGGAUGAAUUUUCAAGGAAACCUUAUGCAAUUGCUGUACAACAAGGUUCACCUUUGAAAGAUCAAUUCAACAAUGCUAUUCUUCAGUUAUUAAACAAGCGAAAACUGGAGAAAUUGAAGGAAAAAUGGUGGAGUGAGAACCCUGAAAGACAGAAGUGUGAAAAACAGGAUGAUCAGUCAGAUGGAAUCAGUAUUCAUAACAUUGGUGGAGUUUUCAUAGUUAUUUUUGUUGGAAUUGGACUUGCUUGUAUAACGUUAGGAUUUGAGUAUUGGUGGUACAAAUACAAGAGACCAGCUGAUGGAGGUGGUGGUCCAAUGGUGGUAAAACCUACGAUAGGAGGAGGAAGAAAUGUAGAAAAGUUGAGUGUAACUGGAUUAGCAGAUUUCGGUCAUCAUGCAACAUUCAGAUCUAGAAAUACACAUAAUUCUAAUAUGAGAAGAGGGAACUUAGGUCAAAUACCUACUUCACAAUGGUAA